AGAGACUCUGAACAGCCACUUAUUUUUACUCGGCUACUUUUGGGUUAGUAGGGUAGUCCAUGCAGACAACUGGAAAAAUCCCAUGCAGGCUCCGAGGACACACUUCUCUCCGUCACGUGUAGCAGCUCUUUGUAAAGGUUAACGCGGCUGUGCAGCCCUCCGGGUUAACCCUUUAGUCGCAGUCUGAGGAGCCAACACAAAUCCAGAGCAGACACGACAGGCAUCAUCCGUCCUGGACACAUUAGGAUAUUCAGUCUGAGUCUUUCUCUAUUGUUUACAAAGCUCGGGCCGGAAUUGAUGCCAGAAAUAGAAAAGAAUGGAGAAUGGUGAAGUUCGCGGGCUCUGAUGACUGCAGCCGCUGCAAGCCUUUCAUCUUGCAGUCAACUGCGGAGAGAAGAGAGACAGACAGAGGGGAGAGAGAGAGAGAGAGAGCGAGCGAGCCUCCCCAAGAGACUGACACGCUGAGGUAGACAGGCCGACCUACAUCCUGCUGUUUGCGUGGAGAUCUAGGACACUUCUCCGCCAGCUUAGCUCAGUGUGCUGUUCUUAUGCUAAACCUAUAACAACCAGAGGAAGAAAAGCAAGAGAAAAAAAGAGCUUUAAGGAAGUUUUUCUUUUCCUCAAAUUCAAGACUGAUCUGAUCCAGUUAGGGUCUGUGAUACUUUGAAGAGUCUGGACACUGAACCAAAAACCCUUCAAGUGGAUAAAUGAGGGUUUCUAAUGCUGAACUCCAGCUGUUCUUGAUCUUUUUGGCUAAUUUGGACACUUGAGUCUGAACCUACAAUAAACAAACUGACCAAGACCUUUGAGAGAAAAUCUUCAGAGGUGUUUCAUCACCAUCCCCUCCUCCCCUUGACCUCUGACCUACUUCUAUCCCCAGUCGCCCAAGCAACAUUUCAAACUGGCUACCGCUAGACAAGAAUGGAAAAUCUGACUUCAGGGAAUAACCUAAACUGCCUUGAGACUUUCACAGGUUAUGAAGAGUCUCUUUCACCUAUCCAAGGGACUCCAACUCGCCUAGGGCGCCUCAUCAAACCCAAACCCAAUAUGAGCUGCAGACGAAAGCGCGAGUUCAUUUCCGAUGAGAAGAAGGAUGCCUCCUAUUGGGAGAAACGCCGCAAAAACAACGAGGCGGCCAAGCGCUCCCGGGAGAAGCGACGUCUCAAUGACAUGGUUUUGGAGAACCGUGUCAUUGCACUGAACGAUGAGAAUGUGAGGCUCAAGACAGAGCUACUCCAGCUGAAGCUGCGCUUUGGCCUUAUAAGCACUGCCUCCUACAUUGAAAAGAGCCAACAGAUUGGCGGAGGCAACAGCACAGGAAAUGGAGGCUCCUCCUCGUCCACCUCCUCUUCUACUCAGUACUACUCCAGCGGUUACUCAAGUAGUUCUCAGGUGAUGAUGAACUCUGACUCCUCCGAAACAGAGCAGUCAGGACGCAGUGAGGGCCACAGGCAGCUGGUGAAAUACUCCCCACGUGGCUCCCUUUCUGAUAUGUCUGACGGCUCCUCUAGGGACAGCCCCGAGCCAAUGCCCUUUGAGAUCAAACAGGAAGGUGAUAGGUUGGAGAUGGACAUUGCCAAUGGCACCACCACCCAGAUCAUGUUCAACAUCCACCGCGGUCUGGCCUCUGUACCCACUCAUCACCAGAUCCAGCAGCAUUCUCAGGAGCUGGAGGCUGCAUAUCACAGCCAACAGCAGCAGCAGCAGCAGCAGCAGCACCUUCACCAACAACAGCAACCCCAUCAGGAGCCUGUUACUGCUAUCAGCACUGUCAGCCAGCCUACCCCUCACCCACCUGCUGCACAGAGGAGUGUCAUUCUGUAUGGCUCCAGCAGUGCCUCCUAUCCUGUGGACACCCUGACAAGGCCCCAGGAUAUCGAUCUGAAGGCAGCCCAGAAGCAGAGCAGUGGUAACAGCCAGACGUGUGCCAGCCGACUACCCCAGUCCAUUACGGAGAGCUCCACAGAGACACUUGCAGAGGUGACAAAGCAGCUUGAGAGGAAGACAUUAGACUCCCCUCCUUAUGAGCUCUCAGACAACCGUAAUGAGGCUGGAGAGAGACAGGUGUACAGAGUUUGCCAACUUCCCCAGCAGCACCUGCAACAGGAGCAUCAGCAGCAGCACCAGCAGGAGAGUGAUUCAUCUGCAGAGCUCCUCCACAAACAAGUGGAGGGGUUCAACCACUCCCACCUGUACCACCAUCUACAGCAGCCUCAUCCUUCAUACCUCAGUGCCCAAGACGAGGAGCCACCUGUGCUUACCUAUGAAGGUGGGCCCCGGAACGAAGCUUACUACCAAGGCCAAUCAAGCUCCUCUAGCAAGGACACCUCAUCCAGUGAUGGAGAUCCCCGGAGCUCCGACAAAGAGGCCUCCACGGAUGAUGAUGAGUCCCCCUCCUCGUCCUGCUCAGACAUGGGCAGCUACCACAACCAACAUCUUACCGGCCUCCACCAGCCUGCCUCCCCCCAGCCCUCCUCCCAGGGCUGCUCUCAAGCCCAGGGCCGGGAUCCCCAGGGGGAGGUGAAGGGCACAGCGUUGCCCCACAAACUCAGACUCAAACAUCGGGCCAUGAGCACCGGCAGCAGUGGUGGCCACUGCUCCGGCCAGGAGUCCCCAACCACUCCUCCCUCAGCCACGCCACCUCCCCUGCCCCAGCAUCCCUAUUUAUCCCUCAUGCCACAGCAGAACAUUAAGCGAGAAAGCCUGAGCCCAGGUGGAGGCUGUAAACAGGCAGCGUCAGGGGAGGGGAGCAGGAAGGAGAACGGGAAAAAGGAGACAGGUGGACGACGGAACAAGAGGCGAGAUUAAGUGACAUAAACUUUUUAAAGCCUGUCACAAUGUAAGCAUUUUGUGAUGCUCUAUAAACUAAAGACACAACUACCCUGCCAUCAUGCCUUUGCCCUAUAAUCAAAUCCCCUCCUAAAGCCCUUGGGACAGGAAGCUGGGCUCUUCUACUCCCCUACCCCCAAUGUCACCAAAAAAAGGCUGGACAUCUUGUAGGGCUGUAUCAUAUUUGUAUAUAUUGUACAGAUUUGUCAUUUCUUACAUCCUCUCCAUAUUUACAGAAGCACUUUUGUUUAUGUGAUGAGAGGAGGAAUGGAACUGCCUGCUUUUCUACUUUUGUCAUUAAACAACCUACAGCAGAGUACAUCAGCGAAAGCACAUUUUGAUCACUUACAAACAAGAAUGUAAAAAAAGAAAAGUUUCGAGCUUUAUCAGUACUAUAAAUUUGGUACAUAUCUGACUGUAGACAAACAUACACAUGUAUGGCUCUCUGCCUUAAAAUCAAAUGCAAAUGUACACUGGGGACAUUCCCUCGACCAAAGAAGCACCAACACCACAAUAUCAAGUUCCAUACCUCUUCCCAGACCCUACCUCUACCAACCCAUACUCCCCCCCAACCAUCUCUAUUAUUUCACAAAAGAUCUGCAUCACCUUUAUUUUUUAAGCACUUGGUUUGUAUAUUACUGUGAUAUAUGAAUAUUGUAUCUAUUAUAAAUAUAUAUUUUACAAAGAAAUUUGAAUACAAAUUCAACAAAAAAUGCGACAAACCUGCAAUGGUAAAAGAGGAUUUUGAAAGUGACCAUCCUAUUAUGAAUCACAUUUACUGUACAGCCACAUUGUCUACUGUUGCUACAGGACCCAUUCAAAUUAAAACACCUCUUUCUUGAUUGUUAAGCUUUAGCAUUAAUCAUUUGUUAAUGCCCUGUUUACACAGAAAUGGCCGUCCACUUUGGAGCGCCAACAGCACUGAAUGGAGAACAUAAUGUUUCCUGAGGCAAGGGCCUCAUUAAAAUGUUUGGAUUUCGUAACCUUUAACCAGCCUUUAAAUAUUUGGUGGAAUUCACCAGCUGCAGGCUUUAAGCCUUUAGUUUAUUUGAGCUUUAUCAACCAUAUCUUGUGUUUGUUACCAUUCACUGGCCCAAUGUAUUUAUUUCCCUCUCCUCCACACGCCCAUCACUGUAGAAAAAGCCCACAGGAACAUAGACCGAGAAUGUGUACAGACCUUUUUAGAUACAUACUGCAGCCUUGAGUUUGGAUUGUGAUGUAGGCAUGGGAGACUUGGGGGCAAAAACAGGAGGAAUUAAGUCGCAUUUGUGUAAACACACUACAGUGCACUGAACAAAGGAAAACUGAGAAACCCUGUGUUCCUCUUGUGUAAAGAACAGAGCCCUCCAUAGUUACUGUACAUUUAUUGACAUUAAAUUAGGCUUGUGAGUUAUUGUGAAAAAGUUAAUACAAUACAUUUCUCUAAACCUCCAAUUGGCGCCAACAUUAAAAUUCCAUAUAAAACACGAACAAUCUGAACUUGAAUUAAUGAAGAAAUUGACUUCCCUUGUUUCCCAUGUGCCUCCAUUACUCAUCUCUCAUGGUCAUUCUGCUACUGGGCAGUGAUGAAUUGCCUACACUGGAUCCUACUUUAACAAAAGUCUAUGUACCAUGUUUGGCUUUUUGGUGCUUGUGUAUAAAUGUAAAGUUCCCCCACCCUCGAACAACACUGUAAUGUUUAUUUCAUUGGUUUUAUAUCCUCUUUUUUCGUCAAGGUGUUGUUCUGUUUUCCUCUAUACUGUGUCUUUCUCCUAUUGACUGUGAUGACAUGUAUUUGCCUCAUUCCUCCUCCCUCCUUCCCCUUUUUUCAGUGUGUAUUAAUCAGUAAUGUUUGUGGUUUUACUGAUGGUUUUAUGAAAAAGACAAGAGGACAAAAAAAAGAAACAGGCAAAGAUAGUGUGGUGUUUAGAGAUGGGUGGUGGUUGGUCUGGUUGGUCAUUACCAUCACUUCCUUUUGACAUGAAUAUGUAUGUAAAGACACUAAUGUUCAUCGUGGAAGAUGGGAGCAUUUCAAGAUCGAAAAUGAAAUAAAAAGAAUGUUGACCCUAUCAACAUAUCAUGAAAAGA
This is a messenger RNA of Thunnus maccoyii (southern bluefin tuna), 4896 nucleotides long. Its product is annotated as probable serine/threonine-protein kinase DDB_G0280133. Gene Ontology annotation, molecular function: DNA binding; DNA-binding transcription factor activity. Gene Ontology annotation, cellular component: nucleus. Gene Ontology annotation, biological process: circadian rhythm; regulation of DNA-templated transcription. The record is from RefSeq and is a predicted model, not a curated record. The coding region runs from base 922 to 2808 and encodes 628 amino acids. The transcript has 2 exons. NCBI's taxonomy places the organism in Eukaryota, Metazoa, Chordata, Actinopteri, Scombriformes, Scombridae.